AUGACAUGGGCUAAGGCUCAGACUUACUGUAGACAACACUACACUGAUCUUUCCUUUGUUGGUAGCCAGAGUGAUCAAGACAAGUUCCUGUCAGAUGUAGGUGGAAACAUUACAAAAGGAUGGAUCGGUCUCCACCGAGAUACCAGUAACAUUAUUGCCUGGAAGUGGUCAGGAGGAGGAUAUGCUACAUACCUAAACUGGGAUACAAGACAACCAGAUAACUUUGGGAACAAUGAGAACAGUACAGUGGUCUUGCCUAAUGGAAAAUGGAAUGAUUAUAAAGAAACAAAUUCCUUGCCUUUUUACUGCAUCAGUAUUUGGGUGAAGAAGACCUGGGAGGAGGCUCUGGAGCACUGCAGAGAGCAUCAGACUGACCUCACCAGCCUGCUCUCUGAGACCGAGCACCUUCUGGCCCUGAGCAAGAUCCAGCACGACAACAUCACUGAGCAGGUGUGGAUCGGACUGCGCUACCUGGAGGGCCGCUGGCUGUGGGUGAACGGUGACCCUCUGGUGUACCAGGCCUGGCCCCAAGGAGGAGCUCAGGACCACCAGUGUCCAAUAUGGAAAUGCUGUGGAGCUUUAACCAAAGAGGGAGUGUGGGAGAACUGGGACUGUAAGGAGAAACUCAACUUCCUCUGUAACUGA
Siniperca chuatsi (mandarin fish) is the source of this 645-nucleotide messenger RNA. RefSeq names its product snaclec subunit B-like. The record is from RefSeq and is a predicted model, not a curated record. NCBI's taxonomy places the organism in Eukaryota, Metazoa, Chordata, Actinopteri, Centrarchiformes, Sinipercidae. The transcript has a single exon. Bases 1 to 645 code for a protein of 214 amino acids.